ACUGUUGCUCAGAGCUCAAACUCUUGAGCGAGCUCUUAACCAACUGAGCCACUUGACCAGCCCAAUUCCCCUAUUCUGUAUUUCCUGUUGUUUGGUUUUUCAUGAAAUUACAUCUCUUGUAUAAUGGUAGCUUUGUGUCUUCCUACAAAAUUUGGAGGGAAUUGAUCCACCAUCUGAGAGCUCAGAGAAGAUUCAGCUGUGUUGUUUUUGAUUCGACACAGAUGAAGCAGACAGUGGAAUACAGUAAGCUACAGUUCUCAUGUGAAAACUUCACCAUAGGAAGCUAAGGAUUUUAUAUGACACUUUGUGUUGGAGAACACAGGAACAUCUUAGACUCCUGGAAGAUGCUGUUCUCUUUAUACAGGUUGCAAUGUUGACAAAGGCAAUGGAUGGAGUGAAUCACUCUGCAGUGUCAGAGUUUGUGUUCCUGGGACUCACUGAUUCCUGGGAGAUCCAACUUCUCCUCUUUGUGAUCUCCUCUACAUUUUAUGUGGCAAGCAUGAUGGGAAACUCCCUCAUUAUGCUCACCGUGAUUUAUGACCCUCACUUACACUCCCCCAUGUACUUUCUAUUGGCCAACCUCUCCUUCAUUGACCUCGGAGUUUCUUCUGUCACUUCCCCCAAGAUGAUUUAUGACCUUUUUAGAAAGCGUAAAGUCACCUCCUUUAAUGGCUGCAUCACUCAAAUCUUCUUCAUUCAUGUCAUUGGUGGUGUGGAGAUGGUGCUGCUCAUCGCCAUGGCCUUUGACAGAUACGUUGCCAUAUGUAAGCCUCUCCACUACCUGACCAUCAUGAGCCCAAGAAUGUGCAUCUUCUUUUUAGUGGCUGCCUGGAUGACUGGCCUCAUUCACUCCACAAUUCAACUCGCUUUUGUGGUAAACUUACCUUUUUGUGGUCCUAAUGUGUUGGACAGCUUUUACUGUGACCUCCCUCAGUUCAUCAAACUUGCUUGCACAGACACCCACCAACUAGAGUUUAUGGUCAAAGCGAACAGUGGAUUCAUCUCUGUUGGCUCCUUCUUCAUACUGAUUAUUUCCUAUAUCAUCAUCAUUCUCACGGUUCAGAAACACUCUUCAGAUGGUUCAUCCAAGGCUCUGUCCACAUUGUCAGCUCACAUCACUGUGGUAGUUCUGUUCUUUGGUCCUUUAAUAUUUUUCUAUACGUGGCCAUCUCCCUCCACACACUUGGAUAAGUUUCUGGCCAUCUUGGAUGCAGUUUUCACUCCUUUCCUGAAUCCUAUCAUUUAUACAUUCAGAAAUCAAGAAAUGAAGGUGGCAAUGAGGAGAGUAUAUGGACAGCUAGUGAAUUACAGGAAGAUCUCUUAA
This is a messenger RNA of Hipposideros armiger (great roundleaf bat), 1324 nucleotides long. Its product is annotated as olfactory receptor 4F3/4F16/4F29-like. Lineage: Eukaryota; Metazoa; Chordata; Mammalia; Chiroptera; Hipposideridae. Gene Ontology annotation, molecular function: olfactory receptor activity; G protein-coupled receptor activity. Gene Ontology annotation, cellular component: membrane. The transcript has 5 exons. The record is from RefSeq and is a predicted model, not a curated record. Gene Ontology annotation, biological process: G protein-coupled receptor signaling pathway. Bases 371 to 1324 code for a protein of 317 amino acids.